Molecule: messenger RNA, 920 nt
Organism: Ipomoea triloba (trilobed morning glory)
Lineage: Eukaryota; Viridiplantae; Streptophyta; Magnoliopsida; Solanales; Convolvulaceae
Product: cytochrome b5
Exons: 3
Coding region: 146-547 (133 amino acids)
Cellular component (GO): membrane; intracellular membrane-bounded organelle
Molecular function (GO): heme binding
Source: RefSeq, a predicted model, not a curated record
AUAUUUGGGCUUUGGGUUAGGCAAUCAGCAUAGGCUUUCCUGAGUACUCCAAAAGGCAGGGAAGAGCAAUUUAGAUUCUAGCCUUUUAGGGUACAAGAAUCUGCCUGAAAUAACAAGAGGAGGAGGAGAAGAAGAAGAAGAAAAAAUGCCAACUCUAACGAAGUUAUAUUCAAUGGCGGAAGCUUCUGAGCACAAUACUAAGGAAGAUUGCUGGGUCGUUAUUGACGGCAAGGUAUAUGAUGUUUCAUCAUACAUGGAUGAUCAUCCGGGUGGAGAUGAUGUUAUGCUAGAUGUCACUGGAAAAGAUGCAACAGAUGACUUUGAAGAUGCUGGGCAUAGCAAAAGUGCAAGGGAACUCAUGGAGAAAUUCUUCAUUGGAGAGAUUGAUCCGUCUGCCCCUGCCAUCCCUAAACUCGAAACCGUCUCAAAGCAGCCCAGCAAUACAUCUCAGAAAGUCAUGGAUUUCGCCAAACAUUAUUGGGCUCUUCCGGUAGCCAUUGUUGGCGUCUCUGUGGCUGCCGGUUUCUUGUUCUUGCGUAAGAAGUAAAACACCUAAAAAGGCUAAAUAAAGCCUUGGCUGCUUCCUGGUUAGCUGUUUAGUAGUUUUUUUGGUUCCGAUCCUUCGAAGCAAGCGAAUCAAUAGAUUUCCUCAUUAUUCACAAAUGCUUGUAGCAAUUUUGCUUGUAACUUACAGGUUGGUGCUCCUUUGCAGAGAUUAGAUUAUUUAGCGGUUAAUUGUUGAACACCCUGAAUUUGGAGGAUUUUGCAUUCACAUUUUGGGGGUAUACAGGUGGUGUAUACAGAUUUGGAGAUUGUCAUUAUUGAGAUUAUUAAUUAAAACUAUACAUUAUGUUUUACCAUCCUAGCUCUUCCCCUUUUCAUGUACUUGCCAUGCUCAUUUGAACAUGCAUUCACAUUUA